Bufo gargarizans (Asiatic toad) is the source of this 1139-nucleotide messenger RNA. RefSeq lists its product as uncharacterized. Gene Ontology annotation, biological process: regulation of transcription by RNA polymerase II. The transcript is spliced from 3 exons. The record is from RefSeq and is a predicted model, not a curated record. Gene Ontology annotation, cellular component: transcription regulator complex; nucleus. Bases 1 to 1059 code for a protein of 352 amino acids. Lineage: Eukaryota; Metazoa; Chordata; Amphibia; Anura; Bufonidae.
AUGCCCAAAUGGAAUGUAGAAAAGUUGAUAACUUUAGUACAAGAAAGGCCCGAGCUAUGGGACACUCGCUCCUCCGCCUAUCAGGACCGCGUACGGAAGGAGAUCUCAUGGGAGAAAGUGGCCCGUCGCCUCAAGCCACGCGAGUGGGAGAAAGAGGAUAACAGAGGUCGUGCAGAUCUAGGUACGUGCAAGCAAUGUCGCAAAGAGUUUAUUCAACUUUGGAUGCUUGUUUUGACAGUGAAAAAUGUAAAGGUCCGCUGGAACAGCUGUAGGGACCAGUUCCGGAGGGAGCUAAACGAAAAGGGCCGCAGCGGAGAAGGGACGUCGCGCAAAAGGCCCUACAUCUAUACUCAGCAGCUGAGCUUCCUUCGUCCGGUGAUGGAGUUGAGGCCAACUGUGGACAAUCUGGAGGACAGUGACGAAUCAGAGGAGGGCGGUGAAGAAACCCCUGCUGUAUUUUCCCCGGAUUCAAGCCCCCAACAUUCCCCAGUGUUGGAAACCACUGAACCACCCAUGGGAACCAGUGGUGGGGAACCUGAAAGGCCUGAAACAAGACCACAGCCCAGGAGGAGGAGGAGGAAUGCCCCUCAGUCGUCCUCUGAGCUAGCGAAUCGGGAAAUGAUAGAUGCCCGAGUCAUCCAGUUCCUAGCUCAGAGGAGGACUGAUGGGCAUGAAGAAACUAUGCUUAGGGGGCUUGCGCCAAUGUUGAAGCUCGUUCCCCAAGCGAGCCAGCAACAAUGCAUGGCCUCUCUUUUGUUGGUCCUUAAAAUGUUCUCCCUGCCAUACCAGGGAGACAUUUUAGGGGAUAUCAAUAAUUUAUUGAAGAAAUACAUGGUGGCUACGAAUCAGCAGCCACCAACUUUUCAGCAGGCACCGCAUCCUUUCCAUGGACAGCAAUCUGGGGGUCCCACUUUCCAGGGCUCCCAAGAGCAGAACCCUACCCUUGCCCAGUCCUUUAAUGUGGGCAUGUUUGCUGCUGCUCCCCCUCAACCAGCCCAGGUGCGUCCGGCGUCGUCGUACGCCCCUGGCUCGUUUUCCCGAGACUUAUUUGAAUUGUAAAUUUUAGUUUAUUUGGUUUGUGUGCUGCUAUUGCUUGCAUUAUUAAGUGACAAAAUUACUCUUUUUGAAAUCAAAAAAAA